GCAUAUGCUCUCAAAUAUUCCCCUCCUUACCUCACCCAAAACCUCACUCCUCCCUAUAUGGCUCCGCCUCCCCCCUCCUCUUCCUCUUAUAAUAAACAAGGCCGCAAGCAAUAUAGUCAUCCUCAUGUAAGAUAGGAGAGAAGAGCUUCAGAGGAGAAAAAAGAGUGAUGAAGUUUGGGAAGAGGCUAAAACAGCAGAUAGAGGAGACCCUCCCAGAGUGGAGGGACAAGUUUCUCUCCUACAAGGAUCUCAAGAAGCUGGUCCGCCUCAUCUCCAGCACCAACCCAUCUACCGAGGCCGAGAUGGCGUUCACAGAUCUUCUCGAUGCCGAGAUCGAUAAGUUCAACGCCUUUUUCGUCGAGCAGGAGGAGGAAUUCAUCAUCCGCCAAAGGGAGCUGCAGGAGAGGAUUAAAAGAGUGAUCGAGACGUUCGGGCCCGGCGGGAGCCAGCCGUCGGAGACGGAGUAUGCGGCGGAGAUGGGGAGGAUAAGGAAGGACAUCGUUAAUUUCCAUGGCGAAAUGGUCCUACUGGAGAACUACAGCAGUAUUAAUUACACAGGGCUGGCGAAGAUACUGAAGAAAUAUGACAAGCGGACAGGAGGGCUGCUGAGAUUGCCAUUCAUCGAGAAGGUUUUGAAGCAGCCCUUCUUCACGACCGACCUCGUCUCCAAACUGGUCAAGGAAUGCGAGAACACGAUGGAUGCCGUGUUCCCGGUGGUAGCUCGAGAGCAAGCUGAGCGAGGCGAGAGGGAGGCAUUGAUGGCAGCAGAGCAGAGCAUCUUCAGGAACACGGUAGCUGCGCUUGCGACCAUGGAAGAACUGAGGAAGGGAAGCUCCACCUAUGGUCACUUCUCGCUGCCUCCUUUGACUUUGCCUGAUGCUGAUCUCUUGCAGCCUUUCCAGCUUCCCUCUCCCAUUCCCAUACAAUAAUAGUUACAGUAAAGAGUAUCCUCUUUGAUGAUAUCCGUGUGAGAUGAACUUUUAUUUAAUAUGCUUUCAUUUUUAUUCCUGCUAGGAUGAAAUGACUGUAAGAACUCAAACACAGUGAGUGCAAGGAGGGAACUUAGCAUUAUAUAAGAAAGGGGCAUGCAGUUUACAUUUGCUUGCUUGUUUUGUACGGACACUAUAACCUGUCGUGUGAAAAAAAGGAAUAGAUGGCAAUAAGCAAAUGGUUUGAUAUGACUUAAUACUUUGGAAGUGCCUGAUUUAGAUAAAAUUU
Phoenix dactylifera (date palm) is the source of this 1218-nucleotide messenger RNA. RefSeq names its product SPX domain protein 3 (gene SPX3). Gene Ontology annotation, biological process: cellular response to phosphate starvation. The record is from RefSeq and is a predicted model, not a curated record. Lineage: Eukaryota; Viridiplantae; Streptophyta; Magnoliopsida; Arecales; Arecaceae.